CCCAUCGUAUGAACAGGACACCCGUAAAUUUAUAGAUAUGCUUGAGGGCAUAGUUCAGGCCCAGAAUCCUACUUGGGCCGACAUUCAACAGUUGAUGGCGUACCUCCUUACCAGUGAACAAAGAAGGACAGUUCAGAGUAAUAUGGAAGAAGUAGUGCGCCAAGCAGCAGUAGCUGCGAAUCAGGCAGAUCCUACUAUCUGGAUCAGAGAAAGGGCACCGGUCACAAACCCUAAUUGGGCUUUGAAUGCCAUUGAAGGACAAAACUCUCAGACAAUGUACCAGACAUUGUUCCUAGAUGCAGUCAAAAAGGGAAAGAAGAAGUUGAUGAAUAUGCAAAAAAUACAUGAUGUGGUCCAGAAGAAGGACGAGGCCCCAGGAGAAUUUUUAGAGCGUCUACAAGAAGCAUAUCGAAAACACAGUCCCCUAGACCCUGAAGAGGAAGGGAAUAGGUCUAUUAUUGUGAUGAGUUUUGUGGCACAGUCAGCUCCUGACAUCCGAAAGAAGCUACAGAAGACUGAGGGAUUUGAGGGGAUGCCCUUGUCACAGUUGAAGGCAAUACCAGAUCGUGUAUAUAACAACCGUGAUGCAGAAGAUGUUAAAGACAAGGAGAGGAGGAUGAAGGAAAAAGCAUGUUUGUUGGCAGCGGCCCUACAGGGGCCAUCGGGACCAGCGGUUCCAGAUUGGAGACAUGACAGAGGAAGAGGAAGAAGAAGAGAAGUGAUGGGAAGGAGUUCGUUAGAUCGGAACCAGUGUGCCUACUGUAAAGGUUAUAAUCACUGGAAGAAUGAAUGUCCAGAGAGAGAAAAGAAGUUCAAAAGACAGAUAGAAGGAGAAGCGACUAUGAAAGGAGCUAGAGGAUUGUUACAGGGAGGACUAUAUCGUGGAAGACCAUCGGAAAUCGGAGGCAGGAUUCCUUACCCCAAGAGACAGAACCAGAAGAAUCGUAUCCUGCAUGGCCAUAGGGCUGCCUACGGGCGAGCCCCCCUGAGCCCGUAA
This is a messenger RNA of Rhineura floridana, 997 nucleotides long. RefSeq lists its product as uncharacterized. The transcript has a single exon. Gene Ontology annotation, molecular function: zinc ion binding; nucleic acid binding. Gene Ontology annotation, biological process: virion assembly. The record is from RefSeq and is a predicted model, not a curated record. Lineage: Eukaryota; Metazoa; Chordata; Lepidosauria; Squamata; Rhineuridae. The coding region runs from base 38 to 997 and encodes 319 amino acids.